Molecule: messenger RNA, 1214 nt
Organism: Hypanus sabinus (Atlantic stingray)
Lineage: Eukaryota; Metazoa; Chordata; Chondrichthyes; Myliobatiformes; Dasyatidae
Product: hepatitis A virus cellular receptor 1 homolog
Exons: 6
Coding region: 105-848 (247 amino acids)
Source: RefSeq, a predicted model, not a curated record
CAAGAUCAAAGCACCGAAUUUCCUUUGAUCAUUGCGUUGAAGGUUUGGUAGCAGAGUAGUAUGUGAGUGGGUGAAUGAACCAGAGGCUGGAUCUGUGAUCAAAGAUGUUAGUUCGAUUCCCUCCGAGCAGUUUUGGGAUUUUCCGUAAUAUUCCUCAUAUGCCGCCAACAGGUCGAGUCGCCUUCGUCUCUGGAACAGAAGUGCGAGGAGUCACGGGACAGUCGAUCACACUGCCGUGCCGCUAUUCUGUCGGAAAAUAUGGAAAAAGUGAGAUGUGCUGGGGCCGGGGAGAGUGUCCUUCUCGCGGCUGUGGAGAUGAACUGAUUAGCAAAAUUGGGGAUAAUGAAACUUCUGUAACAUCUCAGAGAUACAGUCUUGGUGGUAGAAUUGCGGCAGGAGACGUGUCGCUCACUAUAGAUGAUCUACGGAGAGAAGAUAGCGGCUGGUAUUGCUGCCGUGUGAGGAUUCCGGGACUGUUUAAUGAUCUGAAAACGAAUUUGAAUCUCCGGGUUUCGGACGCCACGAGCACAACAUCUCCUUCAACCACAACUGAGUCCUUGUCUACAGACCGUGGAAGUGACAUUACUCCAUCUACUUACCCAGGUCUUACAACCUCUACGUCUACAUAUCUGAGAGAUUCCAGUUCAACUCCACAUUUGCCUGUUUCUGCUGAGCUUGUGAACAACCUGAUUUCUCUUCUUUGCUGGACCGCUCGUGCCUCAGUUUUCGUCUCUUUUCUUUCCAUCACUGUGCUGCUUUGCAAGUGGAAACGCACAUCCUCCAUCUGUCUGAACAGGAACAACACCAAGCCCAUUAGAGAUGCCAUACCCUUGCAGCAAUCACCUUGAUGUCCACAGGAAGGCCUUCCCAUACUGAAACAAAGAUUGACCACAUAUGUUGACUGAAAUACCCAUCCCAAGUGAGUGUGUAGAAACCAGAGUUAGUGCUAAACUUUACAGAAAAGUUAUGAACUGGAAAGAAAGCCUGAAUUUUUUGUUUAUGGAAACAAAAUCCUUUCUUCUGGACUCCUGCUAUGUCAUCAAAGUAACAAAUCACCACAUAACUGAAAAGUUAUGAUGAUUUUCAUCUGAUCAAGGCUGACUUCAACAGGCAUUUACAAACGUAGACAGAGGAGAUGUACCAUUGGAAUUACAAAAAAAACUGAGCAUCUCUGUUGAAAUUUUGAAUUGUUCUUUCUCAUGUAAAUAUUUCAU